Messenger RNA from Daphnia magna, 1413 nucleotides. RefSeq names its product chordin-like protein 2. Gene Ontology annotation, molecular function: protein binding. Bases 272 to 661 code for a protein of 129 amino acids. NCBI's taxonomy places the organism in Eukaryota, Metazoa, Arthropoda, Branchiopoda, Diplostraca, Daphniidae. The record is from RefSeq and is a predicted model, not a curated record. The transcript has 5 exons.
UCUUCCACUAAACAGCGAGUCGUUGACACAACAUUCGGCUCUCUCGCUCGUCUCCGCAAAACUACGCUCACCUAUUGCACGCGUCAUCAGUGAUUGACUGCUGUAUGCAGGAAUAUAUACGGAGUUGUCAGAGAUUUUGAAAGACAACACAAUCGUUAUGACUAAUCAUAGACACACGUGCGGAAUAAUGAAGACGUUGGCCGCCACUUGAACGACGGUUUUUGUCCUCUGGUUCCCGUCAUUAAUAACAGCGGCUGAGCUCUCGGAUGGAAUGGUCUGCACUUUCACGUCGGCCAACUACGCGGUCGGUGACGUCUGGUAUCCGAGACUGGGUCAACACGGGACCCUCCACUGUGUCGCAUGCGUCUGUCAAGAGGGCGGGAAAAUCAAUUGCACUAUCCAAAAUUGCAGCGGUCCCGAAUGCACCGGGUCCGAAUCGUCCGUCGAGAAUCAUUGUUGUGCCCGCUGUUCCAAAGUGGGGCAAGAUGCGAAAUUGCCAACAUCCAUUACAACUCCACCAGCUCCGGCGCAUUCGACUCGCGUUUUGCAGGAAAACGUUCGGGUGUCAUCAUUUUCAUUAUCGGAUUUGAGUAGCAGUUCGACGUCAUCUGGCGUCACAUGCUUACAUAAUGGCAACGUCUACCGUCAAAUUAGCAACUGAAAAUGGAAAAAACAAAACAUUUGACACUACCGUUAAAGGUAAUCUCGGGAGGUCACGUACAACACGGAAUUGAUUUGUACCACCAGAAUUCUGCUGUCCCGCAUCAGGGAUUCGCGUCUAUUAAAAGAGUUUUCGGAUUCCUCGAUUCCUCCUCCGGUAUCCGUAAUAAUAUCGUAAUCCCGCGGAACUCGAAUACGCUGUUCUAUGGCGCCGUUUUAUGGCGUUGUGUAGAUUUGAUGUGGGCUGCUAUCACGCAAUCAUGUAGAAGGAGUACGUAAUUUUCUUCUUCAAAUUAAAGAUCGCUACUUGGGUGCUGAGAAUUCAUUUAAAUAAAAAGACAAAAUGUCACCUCGUGUGUUUGGCCGUUAACCCAAAUGUCAUUUUAAACAAAUUAUUAUUUUUUUUCCUUCUUGAAUUUGAAUCGACAGAAUGCUGAAAUACGUUGAUAUGUGCAUCAACGAAGAUUUAGUUUAUUUAGCCCAUUCAGUGACGUGUAAGAAUCUAAGAUGAUGCCAUUCUUGUGCAAUCUUUCCAAUGCUAAAUCUCAGUGUACAUUCAGCAAAGAAAACAUCAUGCUAUUAACUUGUAUUUAAACUGAAUCUAUACAUCUGAUUUUAUGCAAUUUGUUUCCGAUUUUCAUGAUUGCUGUCGUUUAGGAGUGUAAGAUAAUUGAUUAAGCCACGACGAUACGUGAAAUGGCUGUCAACAGGGGGUUCAUUCCGGCUCCGCAAGCGCCACGGUAAUCGUCCAAA